Messenger RNA from Funneliformis caledonium, 192 nucleotides. The record is from the annotation of a GenBank genome assembly. Lineage: Eukaryota; Fungi; Glomeromycota; Glomeromycetes; Glomerales; Glomeraceae.
AUGACUUCAUCUUGUGUUUUAGUUAAAGAAAAACUACCACCACAAAAAAGACAGAACACCACUCAAACAACUGAACAAGAAGCCGCCGCUGAAAGUUCUAAUAUUACACAACCUCCUGUUGUCACUAUGGAAGUUGACCAAACAUCCGACACUACACCUUUGCCCCUUGAUAAAGGGAAAACUAAACCAUAA